ACAAAAACAUGACAUUAUUCAGGUAUAUUCUUAGAACUUUCAAUAUUAACUGAUUAUCAGAAUAUCAUGCGAUAUGAUAUUGGACUGCAACAAUGUUUGGUUUAGGACGUUUGGACGUAGGCCCUAUGGUCUCGACGGAUAUUGGGUUGCAACAUGUUCAUGUUUCUUUGAAAUGAUGAUGAAAUCGGAAUUGAGGAUUUUUAAUGUUUCAGCAUGACCAAGGAACUAACCACAUGUGUGUAGUGACAGAAUAUGACAGGCAAAGGAGAGUUCUUCAUUUAGUUCAUACUUGUUUGGAACCUAGAUUUCUUUGAGUAUUUGACCGUGAGAACCUCACUUGAGACAGCCACCAUCAUGAGACCAACGAGAAGAAAUUCUUUCACUUCAAGUCUUGAUGUCAACUCCCUUUCCACCGAUGUGUACACUUUGGAGAAGACCGGACGGGAGGUUGCCCGUAGCCGGUGGAUCACGGUCGAACCGCUUUUGAUUCUCUCCAACAUGGCCAGCGCUGGCCUUCUGGUGACGAGGUUGCAAUACCUGCGCGUCCGCAUCGCGCACGACAAAUUCAACCAAUCAGCGGACUCGGGCGCGAACGAGUCAUCAGAAUGCGACGCAGCCAUCAGAAAUAGCAGUAGUAUCGAUCUACAGCAGGCGAUUCAAGUCCAGCUAUCACUAUAUUCUUUAAUCUUGAACGCUCUGAGCACAUUUCCCGCCAUUUUCUCGACGAUACUCAUCGGAUCGCUGAGUGAUCGUAUCGGUCGGAGAGUCGGCCUUGUUGUUCCGAUCGUUGGUUUGGUGAUCCAAUGCGCGUUGUAUGUUGCUGUAUUCUACGCGCAUCUGCCGAUAUGGGUGUGCUUUGUCGCUGAUACGCUACAGGGAAUUGCAGGUGGUUAUGGGCUUCUGCUCAGUACAGCCUCCGCAUACAUCGCUGAUAUCAGCACUGUGGAGCAGCGAACGUGGCGUCUCGUCAUCGCGGAGGCGGCGCUUGUUCUCGGCUCCGGGCUGAUUCAACCAAUCAACGGCUUUAUCAUAGACUAUUUUGGAAUGGGCGUGGCGUUCUGGACUUCGCUGGGCGUGUCGUUGCCAGGGUUACUGUAUGCCGCAUGUCCCUUAACCACACCGGAAACUGUAAUGGAAGAAGCAGAGGAAACCUUGUCCGAGUACAUCAAAGAUAUUUUUCGAGGUAUUUAUCGCCUGCUUUCCAUCAACGUGAACGGGAGACGAUGGAAGAUAAUCGUUCUCUAUAUCGCCGAACUUUUCUUAAAUACUGUCAUCAACGGACUUCAAAUUAUACCCACAUACGGGCUAGGUCCACCGUUCUGCUGGGGACCGCGUAUAGUGGGCUACUUUACCGCCGCCGUGGCUAUAUUACCCGUCAUUGGUGUAACGGCAGCAGUGAAAAUUUUUGCAUACUGUAUGAAUGACCUCUGGAUGAUUCAUUGUGGGACACUCGCUAUGGCAGUAGCCUGCAUAGUCACAGGUGUGGCGCCCUCUACGUUGUACUUAUUCAUAGCACUCGCCCCGUAUAGCGUUGGAUGUCUGAUAUCACCCGUUCUUAAAGGUGUUCUUUCGAAACUCGUUGAUGAACACGAACAGGGUUCAGUCUUUGCCCUUGCUGGGUGCAUGGUGAAUAUUUCUCAGUUCGUUGGACCGGUUUUAGCAAACGCCCUCUACGCUUCAACUGUGUCAUUCUAUUCACCUCUUGUCUUUUAUGUUUUCGCUGGAUUACUGACGAUUCCAACAAUACUGAACGGGAUUGUUCAAAGAUACGGGACAGAAACUCAUAUUGGAUACACACGCAUACCAGACGAUGACGACUGAUCAUCCGAUCGCAGUACGAUCAUUUCGUUUGAUCGACUGAUGUUGUUUUGGAUGGCAUCAUGUCGAUUCUAUGGGGUUUUUUCUGUUUCUGUUAUUGUAACUCCCGUAGGAACUCGGCAGGACAGCUCUUAGCUGGUGUAAUAUGAUAUGAUCAGGAUAUAUAUAACCAUAGUCAAAAUGCAUCUCCAUUAAUUGCAUCAAGAAAUAUCAAGGAUUUUAUACUUAUAACUUAUAAGGCUCUGGCUAGUAGGUGCUGUAAGAUACCCUCGGCAUGUAUAACAAAAUCGCGACUCGGGCGUAUUUUGGUACCUAAAUUGUUCCAAAAAGACAAAGUGAUCAUACACCUAUAUCUAAAAGUUUGAAAAAUCAUAAGUUCUGUAUAAACAAAAUCGCGACUUGGGUGUAUUUCGGUACUCAAAUUGUUUCAUGUGAUCAUCCACCUAUAUUUAAAAGUUUAUAUUAAACAAAAUAAUAAAUGCUGUAUGGGGUACGAAUUCAUGGUACAUUCCACCAAAAGUUAAAACGUAUAUUGAUUAUUGUUUUUACAGCAUAUACUGCAUAAUCAUGAUAUAAAUAGAAUGCAGUGAUUUGAGCCCGGCAGUAGAGUUAUAAUUAGAGAUAUUAAAUUCAAUUGUUUUAUUGCAAUGGGGCCGAUCCCCUAAAGGGGGUUGAUUUGAAUCGAUUUUGAUAGUUUUAACUUUACCCAUUU
Lytechinus variegatus (green sea urchin) is the source of this 2530-nucleotide messenger RNA. RefSeq names its product proton-coupled folate transporter-like. Gene Ontology annotation, biological process: transmembrane transport. The coding region runs from base 355 to 1821 and encodes 488 amino acids. Gene Ontology annotation, cellular component: plasma membrane. The transcript is spliced from 7 exons. The record is from RefSeq and is a predicted model, not a curated record. Gene Ontology annotation, molecular function: transmembrane transporter activity. NCBI's taxonomy places the organism in Eukaryota, Metazoa, Echinodermata, Echinoidea, Temnopleuroida, Toxopneustidae.